This is a messenger RNA of Trifolium pratense (red clover), 1794 nucleotides long. RefSeq lists its product as uncharacterized. NCBI's taxonomy places the organism in Eukaryota, Viridiplantae, Streptophyta, Magnoliopsida, Fabales, Fabaceae. Bases 1 to 1794 code for a protein of 597 amino acids. The transcript has a single exon. The record is from RefSeq and is a predicted model, not a curated record.
AUGUAUUUAACAAAUUCUAAGGAAGAUGAUAAUGUCAAGAAUUUUGAGAAUCCUAAUGAAGAAAUUGUUAAAGAUUAUGAAACCCUAGGUUUAGAAAAUCAUAGGACUGCUGAAAAUUUGGGGAAACUUGGUCUAGGCUGUUAUGAUGAUAUUGAUGUUAAUAUUGGCGCUCCCACUGAGGCCAAAAGUAACUCUGUAUUGGAAUCACUCAAGGAAAAUGUUCUUGAGACAGAUGUUGCACCUGAUGCUACAACAUCUGCAGUACAGGGAAAUUUGGAGAAAAUUGUCAUACCCGAAUCUCCAGAUACUGCGAAUAUUCCUGAAAAGGAGAAAUCUCCAAAAACAACUAAGGUUGACAAUGUUUCUGGUGAUAAUAUUGUUGUGAUCUCUCAAUCUGAUGAGAGUUUGAAAACUGUGUCUGAGCAUAGUGAAUCUGCUAAGAAGGACAAAAAUGCAGAUCUGAAUUUGAUUGAUGUGGACAAUCUCAACUAUGGAGAAAGUCAAGUUGAGAAGACUCUUGCUCCUAUUGCUAAAAGAUUGAGAAGUAGGUCUGGUAAGGGUGUUGCUACAAGAAGUAAGAAAACCAAUACACCAAGCAAGGGAAAGAAAACUUCAACCCCUACUAAGAAACCUGUUAAUUUUGGACCUCCUAGAAGUGCUAGUAAGGUCAAUGUAUCAUCUGCUAAAGAGAAGAAGAGUUCAGAAAGAAAAGAACCACUAUCCAGUGAUUCUGAAUUUAAAGAAGAAGCAGUGAAAGUCACAACUGGUGGCUCAUCUAGGAAGACUGUGAAGGGAAAGAAAGCACAAUUGAAUGUCUGUCCUACUCCCCUUAAUAAUGUGUCCUUUCACUUAGAAGAUGGUUCAUCCAAGUGGAGAUUUAUUUUCUAUAGAAGACUUUCACUUGAAAGAAAUUUGAGCUCUGAUCUUCUGAACUACAAAGUGCUUAUAGAAUUGAUUGAAGCUGCUGGGCUGGUGAAAACUGUUAAGGACUUAGGGAGUUGUUAUGAAAAACUUGUCAAAGAAUUUUUUAUCAACAUUGGUGAAGAUUGUUACGAUCCAGAGAACCCUGAGUAUAGGAAGGUGUGUGUCAGAGGAAGAUGCACUGAGUUCUCCCCUGCUAUUGUGAAUGAUUUUCUUGGUAGAAGUACAAAUGGUGUACAUGAGAUGAAAGUAUCUAAUGAUGAAAUUUUCCAAACUUUCACCAACAAUCAAGUGAGGAAAUGGCCAAGUAAAAUUUUCUCUGCAAAACUCAUUGCCAAGUAUGCUCUGCUGAACAAGAUUGGUGUUGCCAAUUGGGUGCCUACCAGUCACACUUUAGAGGUAUCUAUAAGUAUGGCCAAAUUCAUCUAUGUUAUUGGCACUAGGACUGCGUUUGAUUUUGGUUCAUAUAUCUUUGAUCAAACCUAUAAACAUGCCAAGUCACUUGUUGUGCAAAUGCCUAUUGCAUUUCCCACUCUGAUAUGUGGUAUUAUUUUGAGUCAGCAUCUAGAUAUAUGCAUUGCUGCUGAUGUACCUUGUGCUAGAGAGGCAAAUCUGUCUUUGAACUACAGAUUGUUUAAAGGGUCACAUGCUGCAGACAUUGUUGGACCAUCUGGCAAGAAGUCUAGUGACACUUUGAGUAAACAACAGAUGAUAGCAGACCUGAAGGCAACUAGCAAGGAUCUUGAGGAAAGGAAGCUGUAUGUUGAUCAUGUGAUUCAGGUUUUUGAAGUUGAAGUGGCUAAGGAAGGAGGAUUGGAUGAUGAUGGUACUGUUAUGCAAGUGGAGGGCUCUGAUGAAAGUGCCUCUAUCUGA